Messenger RNA from Xenopus tropicalis (tropical clawed frog), 3292 nucleotides. It is a transcript of the gene nf2, whose product is annotated as NF2, moesin-ezrin-radixin like (MERLIN) tumor suppressor. Gene Ontology annotation, cellular component: plasma membrane; cytoplasm; nucleus. The record is from RefSeq and is a predicted model, not a curated record. Lineage: Eukaryota; Metazoa; Chordata; Amphibia; Anura; Pipidae. Gene Ontology annotation, molecular function: cytoskeletal protein binding; actin binding. Bases 781 to 2565 code for a protein of 594 amino acids. The transcript is spliced from 16 exons.
AGGUCGUGACGUAAUAAUCUCGCGAGAUGAGAUUUGCGACGCUGUUGUAUUCCGUCUGGGUGAGCUGGCCUGAUGAAGCUGAGGGACUAGGCAUUUACACGGCGUUGCGGGACAUUUAAACAGGGACCCGGGACAGCGAGUUCUCUUAUAAAAAGCGGGACUGUCCCGCGGAAAGGCAAACUGUUGAGCGGUAUGGAUGUGUGGUCUUUGUUUAUCUAGUAGUGUAUAGAAAGGUGCUUCAAGCCACUGGGAGACAAUGCAGCGUCCAGAUCUAUAUUACUGUCUUCAUUCUCAGUGAAGUGGAAUUAGAAGUGGAUUUAUGAAUUUCCUUAGACAAUAAAGAAAGAAUUGGUGUCUCAGACUGUUGUUACAGUCGGGCCAUUUCACCUUUUUUUCUCAUUAAGUGAAAGCUACAACCUUUUCACUCUGUAACAAGCUGUGCAGUUCUUGCUCUAAAUAUCUCAUCACAAUUCUACCCUCAUUUAGGACACGUUUUUUCUUUUGCAAUUCUUUUAUCACUUUUUCUUUGCUUCUGCAAGGAAGGAUCUGUCUUUCCUUUUGGCUGUUGCCAUAUGUCUCCAAAAGUAGGCGAAAAGUGAAUUCUGCAAAUUUGGUCAUUCAUAACAAAGACUUCUCCUAAAUAUGGAUGAUGAACAUUAUACAGCAUUGUGACAAAUGAAGACAACUUGUUAUAAAGAAUCCUGUAUGGCUUGGAAUUUUCAACCAAUUUUGGUCAUCGUCUUGGGCAAGUAGUUUUGGUGUUUCAUAGAUACAGUUAAAAUGGCAGGUGCUAUCGCUUCAAGGAUGAACUUCACCUCUCUGAAGAGGAAACAGCCAAAAACUUUCAUUGUCAGAAUCAUUACAAUGGAUGCAGAGAUGGAAUUUAACUGUGAGAUGAAGUGGAAAGGGAAGGACUUGUUUGAUUUGGUAUGUCGUACUCUGGGUUUGCGGGAAACCUGGUUCUUUGGACUUCAGUAUACUGUAAAGGACACCAUAGCAUGGUUAAAGAUGGAUAAGAAGGUACUGGACCAUGACGUUCCAAAAGAAGAGCCAGUCACUUUCCACUUUUUAGCCAAGUUCUACCCUGAAAAUGUUGAGGAGGAGCUUGUACAGGAUAUAACCCAACAUCUCUUCUUCCUUCAGGUAAAGAAGCAAAUUUUAGAAGAGAAAAUAUACUGUCCCCCAGAAGCUUCUGUUCUUUUGGCAUCCUAUGCAGUUCAGGCAAAGUAUGGUGAUUAUGAUCCCUCUGUGCAUAAACGUGGUUUUCUGGCAGAAGAAGAGUUACUUCCGAAAAGGGUUAUAAACCUGUAUCAAAUGACUCCUGAAAUGUGGGAAGAGAGAAUCACUGCUUGGUAUGCUGAGCAUCGUGGCCGUACUAGAGAUGAGGCUGAGAUGGAAUACCUGAAAAUUGCACAAGACACAGAAAUGUAUGGAGUCAAUUAUUUUCUCAUUCGGAACAAGAAAGGUACUGAGCUCUUGCUUGGUGUGGAUGCUCUGGGACUUCACAUUUACGACCUGGAAAACAGACUGACCCCUAAAACUUCUUUUCCAUGGAAUGAGAUACGGAACAUCUCUUACAGUGACAAAGAGUUCACAAUCAAACCCCUGGACAAGAAAAUAGAUGUGUUCAAAUUUAACUCUUCUAAGCUACGUGUCAACAAACUGAUCCUUCAACUCUGCAUUGGGAAUCAUGAUUUAUUCAUGAGAAGGAGGAAGGCAGACUCAUUAGAAGUACAACAAAUGAAGGCCCAAGCUCGGGAAGAGAAAGCAAGGAAACAGAUGGAACGGCAACGCCUGGCACGGGAAAAACAACUGAGGGAAGAGGCGGAAAGAGCCCGGGAUGAGCUGGAAAGAAGGCUGCUGCAGCUAAAAGAAGAGGCUCAGAUGGCCAAUGAUGCAUUGAUGCGGUCAGAGGAGACUGCUGACCUACUGGCAGAAAAAGCUCAGAUCACAGAAGAGGAAGCCAAACUACUGGCCCAGAAAGCAGCAGAGGCUGAACAAGAAAUGCAAAGAAUCAAAGCCACAGCCAUUCGCAAUGAGGAAGAAAAGCGGUUAAUGGAGCAAAAGGUCAUGGAGACAGAAAUGCUGGCAAUAAAGAUGGCAGAGGAAUCAGAACGGAGAGUUAAGGAAGCUGAGCAACUCAAGCAAGACUUGCAAGAGGCUCGGGAUUCAGAACGUCGAGCUAAGCAAAAGCUUCUAGAGAUAUCUAGUAAAACCUCCUAUAUGCAAGCAGCAGGGGCCGCCAGCAGCAGCAGCACUGUGCCACCUACAGAUGUGCCAAGCUUCAGCAUGCUCAGUGAUAGUCUACCCUACGAUUUCAAGGACACAGAUAUGAAGCGUCUGUCCAUGGAAAUUGAAAAGGAGAAGGUUGAGUACAUGGAGAAGAGUCGCCACUUACAGGAACAGCUGAAUGAGCUCAAGACAGAAAUAGAGUCCUUAAAACUGAAGGAAAGAGAAAGUGCCAUGGAUAUAAUGCAUGAGAAUGCAGGCAGCAAACAGAACACAAUUAAAAAGCUCACCCUUCAAAGCACACAGUGCAGAGUGGCUUUCUUUGAAGAACUCUAAGACGUUACCAGGGUGCUCCAGACAGCUAUAGCCUCCCCAAGGACAUAAAGAUUCCCAGACAACUCUUCACAAUUAGAGGGGUCAAUAUGCAGUGCUACCGUUUAUCUUUACACUGGGAAACAAGGGGCACCCUCAGAUAUGUCUCCAUUAAAUUCUAAUAUUAAAACUGCUGCUUCCCUUUUGCUUCAUCGUAAGCUAAUUAAGGGAUAGUGCUUUGCCACAUAGUCUGCUAGAACUGGGAAAUUGCAAAAAUAUUUUUUUCAGGAAACUCAAGUAUGUUUUUAUUUGUUCUAAAGGGGAAAUUUUUUGAAAAAAAAUACAUUAUACUCAAUACUCAAUACUGUUUUUAUGUAUAAGAAUUUUUCCCUUUGCCUAUACUUUUGGUCCUUAAUGCAGUUUUUGGAAGGACUAUGACAUGCUUCUUGAAUCAGCAUUUUAACCAGUUGCAUACCCACUUGGCAUGAGUAAUGUCUUCCCAAUCUGUGACACUACAAGAAAGAAGGGAGUUAUUUGGAGAGUGGCCUUGAAGUUGUACUGACUAAUUCAGUUUGCGCUGCUGAAUUUAAAAAAAAAACUGCAGUAUUUUUAUAUGUAUAUUUUAUAUAUUAUAUAUAUCAUUUUUUGUCCAUGUUUACACUCUUGAGAUUCAAGAACUGAAGGGUGGCUUCAGUUAUGUGUCUUGUUUUCAAUAUGGUUUUUAAGUAAAAAAGAGAAAUCUAAAACAAAA